Molecule: messenger RNA, 843 nt
Organism: Penicillium expansum
Lineage: Eukaryota; Fungi; Ascomycota; Eurotiomycetes; Eurotiales; Aspergillaceae
Product: acetate uptake transporter family protein
Exons: 3
Coding region: 1-843 (280 amino acids)
Cellular component (GO): plasma membrane
Molecular function (GO): acetate transmembrane transporter activity
Source: RefSeq, a predicted model, not a curated record
AUGACUGUUCUUUCGAAUUCCAACAACCACGACGAGGGAAAAGGCACCACCAAUAUCGAACCAGACUACCUUCACCCGACCCACCUCGAGCACUAUGGCCCACUAGCACAUGUGAAUACCGUGGAGUCUCGAUUGCCUGCCUUUGCAGGGGAAUUGCAACCGGGUCUAUAUCGGACGCCCAGGCUUCGAAAGUUUGCGAAUCCUGCACCUCUAGGUCUCUCGGGGUUCGCCUUGACCACGUUUGUACUGGGGUGUAUCAACAUGGGCACACGGGACAUCACAGAGCCUAAUAUGGUUGUUGGUGUUUCUUACGCGUAUGGUGGGCUGGUUCAGCUUCUUGCCGGCAUGUGGGAAAUGGCCGCUGGAAAUACAUUUGGUGCUACCGCACUGUCUUCAUAUGGUGGUUUUUGGAUCGCUCUAGGCAUCACCUUUACUCCUGGAUUCCAAAUCAUGUCAGAGCUUCAGAAAGCUGACAACGGCUCAACCGACAUUUUCUACGACUCGUAUGGGUUGUUUCUUAUGGGCUGGUUCACCUUCACGUUUCUUCUCCUCACGUGCACUGUCAAAUCGACUGCGGUGUUUUUCUCCCUUUUUCUAUUUGUAGAUGUGGCAUUCUUAUUGCUUGGAAUUGGACACCUCCAUCGCGACUCCCAGGGAAAGCCUAAUCAGUCAGUCCUCACUGCUGGCGGUUUAUUUGCUCUCAUUGCUGCCUUUUUGGCGUGGUAUUCUGCUCUGGCAGGUAUCGCAGAUGACAGCAACAGCUUCUUUAUCAUUCCUGUCUUUCACUUCCCGUGGUCUGAGAAAGGUAGGGCUUCCAGACGGGAGGUUUCUCCUGUUGUUUAG